AUCAAUUCUCACUUUCUAGAUAGCAACAAAACAAUUUCGUCAAUUGUACGAAAGCAGAUUAUCUAAAAUCUCUACAAACGGAAUCUUGAAAAUUUUCUGGAAUCAAUUGAAUUAGAAGAAUCCCUUACAGUGAAGAAGGAAAAUAUAUCAAUAUACGGAGUAAUGUCGUCUUUAUCUUUACUCUUGAAUCUAGCAGACGAGCUUGACUGUUUAUCUAAUCGAGUGCUUGCGGAUGAUUUUGGCUUUGGGAUAUAUCCUUACCAAUUGAACCGUAUCUACCGUCCUCGGUAUCGGCAAUCUCUGCCCGCUCGCAUAAAUACUAAAAGCGAGUAUCCUUUGGGUCGAAACACUGAUACUUGCGUUUCUACAGUUGGAAAGGAUGGAUUUCAAGUUUGCAUGGACGUACAACAAUUUAAACCUAGUGAGUUAUGUGUGAAAACAGUGGAUGAUUUUAUAGUUGUCGAAGGAAGACAUGAAGAGCGUCAGGAUGACCAUGGUUUGAUCUCCAGACACUUCGUAAGGAAGUAUUGCUUGCCAAAAGGAUAUGAUCCGAGCCAAGUUGUUUCAACGUUGUCAUCCGACGGAAUUCUUACAGUUAAGGUUCCGUUGCCGCAAAAGUUGGAUGAAUCCAAGGAGCGGAUUAUACAGAUACAGCAAACCGGACCAGCUCAUUUAUCUGUUAAGGAGAAUCCUAAAGUUGAUGCAAGUGGAGACGGUGAAAAUCCUACUGAAUAAGGCAAUUGAUUUUCGUUAAUUUGAAAAUAUUUCAUCGAUUGUAUACUUCAAUUGUUUCUUGUUUCAAUAAAGAUUCAAUUUUUGAAGA
Messenger RNA from Hermetia illucens (black soldier fly), 823 nucleotides. Its product is annotated as heat shock protein 23-like. Lineage: Eukaryota; Metazoa; Arthropoda; Insecta; Diptera; Stratiomyidae. The coding region runs from base 163 to 735 and encodes 190 amino acids. Gene Ontology annotation, molecular function: protein folding chaperone. The transcript has a single exon. Gene Ontology annotation, biological process: protein refolding; response to heat. The record is from RefSeq and is a predicted model, not a curated record.